CUGAACUUAGUAGAAAAAGAAAUGUUACAUUAUCUUGAUUCCUAAGCUAAUCCAAACGGGAAGCUAUUAAGCUAAUUAUCUAGAAGCUAAUUAUCAUGAGUACAGAAGUAGGCACAAGCCUGGGUGGAAAGUUGCAAGCCCAUUCUUUGGACAACUCCACUUAAUAGUCUAAUUUUACUGGGCCUCUGGGUCUAGUUUUUUUGUGGUAGGAACAAAAUCGGCCCAGAUAUUUGUUAUUUCUAUACUUCUCGAAAGUUCAUAUGUAAGUACAAAAUACAAUACAACAUAUAGAGGAUUUACACCAUACAAGAAAGAAAAGGCAAAAGUAAGGCCGGUGGCUAGAAGAAAGCCACAUAGCGAUGCUGCAUGAAAACGUGUCAACUCGCUUACUCCCAAAGUACUACGCGGCCAUGCACCGUCUUCCUCCCGAAACUUCCCCACAAGGAAAAAGUACUUUUUAACUUUGUAAUCUCCCAUUUUUAUCCGACCAAAAAACAGAAGAUCUUCCUUUUGUACGGCCCAGAACAGAGGAAGAAACACUCAGACAGCAGGGAGAGAAGAUGAUGAAUGUUGUUGGAUUGUGUUUGGUACUCACUUCGCUUGUAGUAUCAGGCGUUUUGUCACCUAACCCGCCAGCCUCGAAGAAGAAUGGCCUAGUCAAGGAAGAGCACAGAAUGAUUGUCGUCGAGUAUGACAAAGUCAUUGAGCACCAGCACGAUAAUCACAAGCCCAAGCUCACAAAACAACUGUCUGCCAUCUCAAGUUAUGGCAAGCCCAGCGUUCCCAGUUUCCCAACCUAUUGGGACAUGCGCACUGGUUCUCCUGCAGACCUAUUGUGCCAUGCACUUGGUGUCUGCACGUCUAAGUUUGAAAGUAAGUUUGACAGAGCCAAACACGGCCUUAAAUGGGCGAGGGAAAGCGUGGCAGAAAAAGCACAUGAAAUGAAAGAAUCCACCAAAGAGUCUUUGGGUAAAGCAAAGAAGCGCGUGGAAGAUUCAACCCAGUCUACCAAAGAAUGUGCAGAAGGGUUUGUUGGUAAGGCAAAGGAGAUAGUGGCACAAACCGCCCAUGAUGUCAAAGAAAGCGCUGGGGAUUCUUGGGAGAAAGCAAAAGAGAGCGUGGAACAGAAAGCCCACGACGCCAAAGAAAGUGCCAAACAGUUCUUGGAGAAAGAAAAAGAGGGAGCGACUCAGAAAGUCCAUGAUGUGAAAGAAAGCGCUGGGGAUUAUUGGGGGAAAGCAAAAGAGAGCGUUGAACAAAAGGCUCACGACGCCAGUGAAAGAACCAACCAGUUUUUGGAGAAAGAAAAAGAGGAAGCGACGCAGAAAGUCCAGGAUAUGAAAGAAAGUGCUGAAGAAGCUUGGCGUAAAGCAGAAAAGAGCGUGGAACAGAAAGCGCACGAGGCUCAAGAAAGUGCCAAACAGUUUUUGGAGGAAGAAAAGGAGAAAGCGAGCCAGAAAGUCCAUGAUGUCAAAGAAAGUACGAAAGAGUUCUUGCACAGAGCAGCACAGAAAGCCGAGGAUCUCAAAGAGAGCACCAAAAAACAGUUGGAUGUUGCAAAAGGCAGAGAGAGAAGCACUGAGACUGUUGCCAAGGCAAUAAGGCUUGACAUAGCAGCGAAUGCAACAAAUGCAAUCAUAUACGUCGUGAAGAAGACUAAAGAUGAAGCAAGCAGGCUCAUUGGCGGUGUUAGGUACUUGGGUUUUCGAGAGGUAUCGAGUUCAUUAAAUGUGGCAGUAAAUUUGCUGGGUUUCGCUACGGCUUAUGGGAUGUGCAUAUGGGUUACUUUUAUUUCGAGCUAUGUGUUACAUAUGGCGCUGCCUAGGCAGCAGUUGGGAGUCGUGCAGAGCAAGAUAUACCCGGUUUAUUUUCAGGCUUUGGCUGCCAGUAUUUCAGCGGCUUUGUUGGGGCAUUUGCUGUGUCUAGGAAAGAAAUGGAUGUCGAACAAGGCAGAGAUGUUACAGGGUUAUAAUCUAUUGGCUUCGCUCUUGAUGGUUUUCGCCAAUGCUGUGUUUUUAGAGCCUCGGGCCAGCAAGGUAAUGUUUGAGAGAAUGAGGUUGGAAAGGGAAGAAGGCAUAGAAAGCGAAAAGAGUGUCCCUGAACCUACAAGGCAGACUGAGAUUCCGCCAUUCGUAGAUCCUUCUGUACAAACCACGGCCACCAGAAGCACAGGAAGUACAGAAGAGGAGAGAGUGAUCAGGUUAAGGAUUGUUAGAUUGAAAGAGAGGCUCAAGAAAUUAAAUUCAUACUCGUCCUUGCUUAAUAUCUUGACCCUUAUGGCUCUUACGUGGCACUUGGUCUACCUUAGCCAACGCCUUAAUAUGACCUGUUGAGCAAGGACAUUUAGGCAGUAGAAUGGGAUUGUUAGUCAUGGUCUGUAAUUGAUGGUAGAGGUCUUGUAGGUUUUCUUGGUUUCAUAAACAUAUAGUUAAGAAUGCGGAUUUAGUUUUGAUAUGAUGUUAAUUUCACUGAAUGUUGUUUCAAAUGAUGACAGAAAUGUUGGACAUCCAUAGGCAAUGCUGCAAUGUAGA
This is a messenger RNA of Carica papaya (papaya), 2531 nucleotides long. RefSeq lists its product as uncharacterized. NCBI's taxonomy places the organism in Eukaryota, Viridiplantae, Streptophyta, Magnoliopsida, Brassicales, Caricaceae. The record is from RefSeq and is a predicted model, not a curated record.